Molecule: messenger RNA, 3145 nt
Organism: Ananas comosus (pineapple)
Lineage: Eukaryota; Viridiplantae; Streptophyta; Magnoliopsida; Poales; Bromeliaceae
Product: protein SUPPRESSOR OF GENE SILENCING 3 homolog
Exons: 5
Coding region: 996-2972 (658 amino acids)
Biological process (GO): regulatory ncRNA-mediated gene silencing; defense response to virus
Source: RefSeq, a predicted model, not a curated record
ACGAAGUAGCACUUAGGGUUUAUGUUUGGUGUUAGGCAUUACACCUGGUUUUAGUAAGCUUGAUUAGGAAUUUCCUGGCCUUUCUUACGGCAUUGUUGUUUAAUUUGUUGUGGGCGCGCUGUAUCUUUUGUUCAAUCUAUUGUGUGUUUGGAUUUUUUUCUUUUUGUUUGGAAUUUUUUUUUUUUAAUCUCUUCCUCGUUUUAACUGGAAUUGUUAGUGAACUAACCCGUAGAUGAUCUCGUGUGCUUGAUUCGUGAUGUGUUCAAACAAAUAACCAACCAUUUGACAGCUUGUGUUCGCAGCAUUUUGCUUCUGUACAUCUACUUGUUGUUAUUGUUGCUGCCCUAGCUACAUUCUACUUUACAGAUAUUGAUAUUAAUGUUGUUGUGUCUAAGAUCACAUCAACGAAGCGUCUAGGGUUUAUUUUCUAAUAAGUGAAAAUAUGCAAAAAGAUUUUCCUAGAUUUUUCUUUUUUCUUUUUUUUCUGUCCCCAAUUUUCUUAUUAUUACUAUACAUUGUGUCACCUGUUCAUGUACUCUGUCUGGAUGUCUUGCUUUCUCCUUGUCUUAACUGCAAUUUUGGUUAAUAGUUUGUUUUCUAUGGCUUUGGUCUCGUAUAGCGGUGGCUUUGAAAUUAAACGUCUGAGACCUUAUCAUCGACAUCCCAGUUGGAUGGUUUUUCAGCUUGUUUCAUUUCUACCUCUGAUUAUUAUCGACUAAGAUAACUGUAUUAUUAGUUAUCUUCAAUAAUCUCAACUGUAAGCAACCUAUCCAAUGAUAAGACUCUUUAACGAAUGUGCUAAUAUAUUGGGUGAUAAUAGUUCCCAUCUGACUAUCUGAACAGCAGAUCAGCGUGCCCUUUGAUAUCCAUAAGUUCUCUAAGUCAGAUUCGUUCCUUUCAUAGUUAAUAUUCUGUCUGCAAGUAGCCUAGUAAUUAUGUGAAAUCUCUAGUGUCGUAUCGAUUUGGCAGGGACCUGGUUGUGGUUUCCAAAGAAGAUGAGUUCGAGAAAGGGUGGAGGCAAGACCUUUCAAGCUACAGCUGCUGGUGGUGGUGAUCCAUCAGCAAAGGGCAAAGGAAUUGAUGAGUCUGGUUCUGGGAAAGGUAAUCCAAAGCUUGAUCAAUUGAACCGGGACAUGGCAGAGGUAAAUUUAGACUCUCAAGAAAGUGGGUGGGAGGUGUGUGGCAAGAAAUCCAAAUACAAAAACAAUUCAGCUGCUGGGAAACAGUUGGGCUCAUCAAAUUAUGCGCCUAAAGCACGGGGCCAAUCAGAAGGUGCACCAAGGCAAGGAUGGGGAAAUCCUGGCUACGGAAGGGCUCCAGGAAACAACUCGGCCCCAGUAGCUGAUUCUCGUCGGCCUGCUGGGAGAGGUAAUUCCAAAAUGCAACCUCAAAGUAGGGCUUGGGAGAGAGAAUACAUGGCACCACCUCCAAAUGUAACUCCCACCCUUGCACGUGGCUGGCAAUGGGCAUCAAGAAAUCAAUCAUCUGGCUCUCAGAACAGGAAAGAAGGGGAAUACCCUUCUCAAGAUGCAUCAGUUGGUUACAAUUCUGACACAGACCCAGUUCCCCAACAAACUGAUGAUGUUUCUGAUGAUAAUGAUGAUUUGCUGGUUGAUAGUGAUGAUGAUCUAAGCGAUGACUAUGAUUCUGACGCAAGCCAAAAGAGCCAUGAAACUGGGAAAAAGAACAGGUGGUUCAGGGGUUUUUUCGAAGCCUUGGAUAAAUUGACUGUUGAACAGAUAAAUGAGCAGACAAGGCAGUGGCAUUGCCCAGCAUGCCAUAAUGGUCCAGGUGCCAUUGAUUGGUAUAAAGGUCUGCAACCUUUAAUGACUCAUGCAAAGACUAAAGGGGCAACAAGGGUCAAGCUUCACCGAGAACUUGCUGCGCUUCUGGAGGAGGAGCUUCGUCGGCGAGGGACUUCAGUGGUUCCCGCUGGAGAGCUGUACGGUAAAUGGAAGGGAUUGCGGGAGACCACGACUGAUCAUGAGAUAGUUUGGCCUCCGAUGGUUGUCAUUAUGAACACUUUACUUGAACAGGAUGAGAGUGAUAAGUGGAUUGGCAUGGGAAAUCAAGAGCUGCUUGAAUAUUUCCACACGUAUGCUGCAGUGAAAGCUCGCCAUUCAUAUGGUCCUAAGGGGCAUCGUGGCAUGAGUGUUUUAAUAUUUGAAAGCAAUGCUAUGGGCUAUGUGGAGGCUGAAAGGCUGCACAAGCAUUUCGCAGAUCAAGGAACAGACAGGGAUGCAUGGGAGCACCGUCGGGUGCUGUUCUUAGCAGGUGGUAAACGCCAGUUAUACGGUUACUUGGCACGCAAAGAAGAUAUGGAAAUAUUCAACCAUCACUCUCAAGGAAAAUUACGCUUGAAGUAUGACAUGAGAUCAUAUCAAGAAAUGGUUGUGAACCCAAUGAAACAAAUGAGUGAAGAUAACCAGCAACUUCUUUGGCUCAAGAACAAGGUUGUUAAGCAAGAACAACGUUCUAAGGCACUUGAGGAAACUGUCAAGGUGGUGAACCAGAAACUCUCUGAGACGAUGGAAGAAAACAGGAUUGUGAUGCUCAGAACUAAGAUCCAGCAUGAGGAAAACAAAGAAGAGAUGGACAACCAAGAGCGUUUUUUCAAAGAACAAAUGGAGAAAGUUCAUAAAGCUACUGAGGAGAAAGAAAGGAUCUAUGAAAGGUUGUUACAGGAGGAGCGUGCCAAGGCGAAACAAUGUGAUAUUGAUUCUGGAACCACUGAAGACCGCAAACUUAGGAAGGAAGAGAUUGCGAGGUUUAUUGAUAGCCAGGUGAAGGGGGUCAAAGAGUUCGAAGCGGAGAGAGAGGAGCUGAUUCGUAUGCACGAAGAUAAGAAGGUUAAACUGAGGCGCGAGUAUUUGGCUAAGGAAGUCGAGCUCGAGCAGGAGUUUGAUACCGUCCUCACAGAGUUGAUGGAGAAGUACAAACCCAGUACCUUCCAGACUUCCACCAACCCCUAAAAGCUGGACAUAGUGAAAAUUAAGGGAUAAUCGUUUUUCCUUAGUUGUGAACUAUGACUAAUAUAGAACUGUUACAUAUAAUGCAUGGACUUAAGAAGGGUGAAACUUACUCUGCUUGAAAGGACUUCAAAUUUAUACAAAUAGAACUUGCUUAGAUUGGCUAUAUGCGGCUA